AUGAUCCCAAAGAAAGAAGUAAUUAUUGUCGGAGCAGGCGUAUCAGGCAUUGGCAUGGCCAUCCAGCUGAAGAGAAUGCUCGGACACGACAACUUCACGCUGUACGAAAAAUCCGACAACAUCGGCGGCACCUGGUGGCAUAACAGGUAUCCCGCAUGUGCUUGCGAUAUCCCUAGCCACUUCUACUCUUACAGCUUUGCUUUGAAGCCCGACUGGUCGACUACAUAUCCGGGCAGAGAUGAGCUUCAUGAGUACUUCUUUUCUGUCGCUGAGAAGUUCGGCAUCCUUCCACACUGUCGCUUCAACCAGGCAUGCAAGAGCAUGGUCUGGGACACGCAACGGUCGCUUUGGGUUUGCACUUUCGAAGACACGCAAACCGGAAAGCUGACGGUGCACGAGGCGCCAGUGGUCGUCAGUGCCGUAGGAACUCUGGAUCGCCCAUUCAUCCCUGAAAUCAAUGGUGCAGACACUUUCCAAGGCAAAGCUUUCCACAGCGCCCGUUGGGACCAUUCUGUCGACUUCAACGGGAAGAACGUCGUGGUCCUCGGAAACGGAGCUUCCGCAACACAGUUCGUCCCCGAGCUGGUCAAAGAAGUGGGCCCAAAGGGCAAGGUGGUCCAGCUGGUCAAGAGUGCACACUGGUGGACGAAGAGAGGCAACCCCAAAUACUCCGACCUCUUCAAAGCAGUCAUGAAAUACGUCCCCCUCGCCGCCCGCCUCUACCGCAUCCACCUCGCCUACCAACUCGAAUCCCUCUUCCCCUCCUUCCUCAUGACCCCCCGCGGCGCCCGCCUCCGCGAACAUAUCCGCGCCGCAACCUACGCAUACAUCGACGAAGAAGCACCCGCCCAAUACCGCGCCAUCCUGCGCCCGGACUACGAACCCGGCUGCAAGCGCCGCGUCAACACCAGCACCUACCUCGCCUGCCUGCACGCGCCCAACAUGCACCUCGCCCGCGACCGCACCACCGCCAUCGGCCCGCGCCACGUCGAGACCGAGACGGGCGCCACGUACGCCGCCGACGUCAUCGUCUUCGCGACCGGCUUCCACACGCAGAAGUGGCUCGGCACGAUCGAUGAGGUGCGCGGCGUGGACGGCGGUCGGUCGAUUCACGACGUCUGGGACGCGGCGGGCGGCGCCGAGGCGUACAUGGGGACGGUGGUGGCUGGUUUCCCGAAUUUCUUCGUGCUGUACGGACCGAAUGCCGCGACGGGGCAGCAUUCGGUCAUCUUCCAUUCGGAGUGCCAGAUCAACUACGUUUGUCGGCUGCUGCGGCCGGUGUUGAAGAAGAAGGGGGGAGCGGUGGUGUCGGUGGCGGUCAAGGAGGAGGCGCAGAGAGAGGAUUUGAGGUGGGUGCAUGGGAGGUUGGAGGGGUUGGUGUUUAAUGCUGGCUGUCGGAGUUGGUGGAUGGAUCCGGUGACGGGGAAGAAUACGUUUAUUUAUCCGGAUCCGAUGUGGAAGUACUGGCUGCGUACGAUUUUUCCUCGGUGGGGCGAUUUUGAGCUACAGGAAUCCCGGUAA
Lasiodiplodia theobromae is the source of this 1521-nucleotide messenger RNA. Its product is annotated as putative dimethylaniline monooxygenase. NCBI's taxonomy places the organism in Eukaryota, Fungi, Ascomycota, Dothideomycetes, Botryosphaeriales, Botryosphaeriaceae. The coding region runs from base 1 to 1521 and encodes 506 amino acids. Gene Ontology annotation, molecular function: NADP binding; N,N-dimethylaniline monooxygenase activity; flavin adenine dinucleotide binding. The record is from RefSeq and is a predicted model, not a curated record. The transcript has 3 exons.